CGGCGGCGAGGAGCUGGAGGAGGGGCAUGGAGCCGCCGCGGGCCUGCUGAGCACCGGAGCGCGGGCAGCCGGCGGCACGAUGCCGGUGCAGCUGACGACAGCCCUGCGUGUGGUGGGCACCAGCCUGUUUGCCCUGGCGGUGCUGGGUGGCAUCCUGGCAGCUUACGUGACAGGCUACCAGUUCAUUCACACAGAAAAGCACUACCUGUCCUUUGGCCUGUACGGGGCCAUCCUGGGCCUGCACCUGCUCAUCCAGAGCCUGUUUGCCUUCCUGGAGCACCGGCGGAUGCGGCAGGCAGGCUGGCCGCUCAAAGUCCCCGCUGCCCCGUCGCGGCGCUCGGUGGCACUCUGCAUUGCUGCCUACCAGGAGGACCCCGACUAUCUGCGCAAGUGCCUGCGCUCAGCCCAGCGCAUCGCAUUCCCUGACCUCAAGGUGGUCAUGGUGGUGGAUGGCAAUCGCCAGGAGGACGCCUACAUGCUGGAUAUCUUCCACGAGGUGCUAGGCGGCACUGAGCAAGCUGGCUUCUUUGUGUGGCGCAGCAACUUCCAUGAGGCGGGGGAGGGGGAGACGGAGGCCAGCCUGCAGGAGGGCAUGGACCGCGUGCGGGAUGUGGUGCGAACCAGCACCUUUUCGUGCAUCAUGCAGAAAUGGGGAGGCAAGCGAGAGGUCAUGUACACGGCUUUCAAGGCUCUUGGCGAUUCAGUGGACUACAUCCAGGUGUGUGACUCUGACACUGUGCUGGAUCCAGCCUGCACCAUCGAAAUGCUUCGAGUCCUGGAGGAAGACCCCCAAGUAGGGGGAGUUGGAGGAGAUGUCCAAAUCCUCAACAAGUAUGACUCGUGGAUCUCCUUCCUGAGCAGUGUGCGGUACUGGAUGGCCUUCAAUGUGGAGCGGGCCUGUCAGUCCUACUUUGGCUGUGUGCAGUGCAUCAGUGGGCCUUUGGGCAUGUACCGCAACAGCCUCCUCCAGCAAUUCCUGGAGGACUGGUACCAUCAGAAGUUCCUAGGCAGCAAGUGCAGCUUUGGAGAUGACCGCCACCUCACCAACCGGGUCCUGAGCCUCGGCUACCGGACUAAGUAUACAGCACGCUCCAAGUGCCUCACAGAGACCCCCACCAAGUACCUCCGGUGGCUCAACCAGCAGACGCGCUGGAGCAAGUCUUACUUCCGGGAGUGGCUCUACAACUCUCUCUGGUUCCAUAAGCACCACCUCUGGAUGACCUACGAAUCGGUGGUCACAGGUUUCUUCCCCUUCUUCCUCAUUGCCACGGUCAUACAGCUUUUCUACCGAGGCCGCAUCUGGAAUAUUCUCCUCUUCCUGCUGACAGUGCAGCUGGUGGGCAUUAUCAAAGCUACCUAUGCCUGCUUCCUUCGGGGCAAUGCAGAAAUGAUCUUCAUGUCCCUCUAUUCUCUUCUCUAUAUGUCCAGCCUCCUGCCAGCCAAGAUCUUUGCCAUUGCUACCAUCAACAAGUCUGGCUGGGGCACUUCUGGCCGAAAAACCAUCGUGGUGAACUUCAUUGGCCUCAUCCCUGUGUCCAUCUGGGUAGCGGUCCUUCUAGGGGGGCUGGCCUACACAGCUUAUUGCCAGGAUCUGUUCAGUGAGACGGAGCUAGCCUUCCUGGUUUCUGGGGCCAUCCUGUACGGCUGCUACUGGGUGGCCCUCCUCAUGCUGUAUCUGGCCAUAAUCGCCCGGCGAUGUGGGAAGAAGCCAGAGCAGUACAGCUUAGCUUUUGCUGAGGUGUGACACAGCCCCCCAAGCAGAGUGGGACAAGUGCAAUGGGUAAGGGAGGGAAGGGGAAUGGAAGA
Callorhinus ursinus (northern fur seal) is the source of this 1806-nucleotide messenger RNA. RefSeq names its product hyaluronan synthase 3 (gene HAS3). The record is from RefSeq and is a predicted model, not a curated record. NCBI's taxonomy places the organism in Eukaryota, Metazoa, Chordata, Mammalia, Carnivora, Otariidae. Gene Ontology annotation, molecular function: hyaluronan synthase activity. Gene Ontology annotation, cellular component: plasma membrane. Gene Ontology annotation, biological process: extracellular matrix assembly; hyaluronan biosynthetic process; polysaccharide biosynthetic process.